This is a messenger RNA of Symbiodinium necroappetens, 4980 nucleotides long. The record is from the annotation of a GenBank genome assembly. Lineage: Eukaryota; Dinophyceae; Suessiales; Symbiodiniaceae.
GUAGAGAAGAACGGGACGGCCUUCCACAGAGGCAAGAGUCUCACCCUACAGCAGCUUGGAGGCACUCCGACUGCCUUGCCGCUUGAGAGAUCUAACAAGCCAAAGCCAGUCAAUUUUACUAAAGACGAAAUUCGAUACCUGUCUUGGAACGCAGGAGCGCUGACUACAGCAGUUUGGGAAGAGUUACUCUCCCUUCUCGAGACGGAUGCAUAUUCAGAUGUGAAGCUUGUGGUAGUACAGGAAACUCAUUGGAGAGGUAGCUGGCAGUUCAGCAAGUCCUGCUGGCACGUGGUCAGCUCUGGCACGCACAACGAACAGGGGGCUGGCGUUCUGAUCAUGGUGCAUAGAAGUCUAUGCAAGGCGAAGGAUGUUCGCUUCAAUGAGAUCUUGCCAGGCACGCGGACCGGGGAAGAGUUGCUCUCCCUGCCGUCAGUUUCCGGUGGCCAGCUGGCGCGACGGCAGCCGCCAUUUCCCUCUCCUAGGGACAGAGCCUUCCUGGGAACUUCUCCGGCAAUCUAUGGAGAAGGCGAUGCAGACGGAGUUCCCAAAGAAGAGAACCGUGCAUCGCCGCUUCAGCGCGGGUCUGUGGGAAUAUCGCAGGCUGAGGCUAAGAGCGGGAGUCACUCCCUCUAUAAAGUCAUACGUAUGACCUCAUCAGAUGUCAUGGACCAGCUUCGGUCCAUCAAGUUGGGUAAGGCGUUUGACAUGGUCGAUCGUCGACGAUUGCGAGAACCACUGGAGCUAGCAGAAGCGGACCCCUUCCUCAUAGACCUGGUGGGUAAACUGCACAUAGAAGCUCUUUGCGACAUGACAGCCAGUGAUCAGGCCUUCAGUAUAGCCACUAGACGUGGCAUCAAGCAAGGGUGCAAACUGGCGCCGUCCUUAUUCGCAUUUGCCACAUUUCUUCUUUUCCGCAGACUGGGUGAGCAGUGUGACAUAGCAACAUUGAAGCGAAUACUCACAAUGUAUGCGGAUGACACGCUUCUUCAAAUGCACUUUGACGAUAGACAACAACUACUAGACUCGCUCCACCUAUGCGACCUGCUACUGGAUCAGCUCAUGGAGCUCGGUUUCAAAGUGAAUCCGGAAAGAUCGGCGCUGCUUCUUCAGAUGCACGGGGGCUCAGCGCAACAGAUCCGGCAAAGCCUCUUAACCCCCUCUGGCAGGCUGAUUGCGCUUAAAAAUCAGGUUCCUUACCUAGGAAUCAUUAUCUCUUACCAGGAUUACGAGAUGAAGUCUCUCCGACAUCGCCUACAAGCCAGCAAAGCUGCCUUAAAGGAAGUGGCCCAUGCAGUCCGGAAUAGCCGAGCCAUCACGGAAAAGCGCAGACUGUCGAUCUGGCGCAUCACCGCCUGGGCGUCGGCAAUGUACGGCCUUCAUGUGGUGGGCUUGACACCGCAAGGGCUGGCCCAACUUGAGUCACACAUGAUUUUUCAGCUGCGUUUCGUCCUGAGGAGCUACUCCCAGGAAACGCACGAGAACAAUCAGCAGUUCAUGCAGCGCAGAGGCUUCAAGACGGCCAAAGCCCAGGUGCUGAAGCGUUUGAGUCAGUUCAUGAAACGUCAGCACAAAGGCGAUAAAGUCAUGAGCAGCGUUCAGCAGAUCAUCACACCACGACUUCAGCUUCAUAAGGUCGAUGCUCCCGGCCGGCACUCCGAGCAGUGCGCUGGACAUGCGAUGGGAAUCAACAAGAUGCAGCGGAGUCUGCUGCUGGGAGACGCGGUCUCCAAUGGAGGUACGCAGGAGAUGGUAAGAACAGCAGUCCCAUUCGACUCCUGGAGUCACCGCUUCGAGCUGGUGUGGUCCAUCUGGGGGAGGAGCCCACCUCAGGGCAUUACAGCAAUUGCUAUCUCUUGCUACUCGAGCCUGACAGCUACCAAGAAUCAUGUUUUCAUUCAGGUGAGUUUGUCUAGGCGUUGCCGAAAUGUCACUGGAGGAUUUCUUUCGUGGUUCGCCAAUCAGCAGAAGGUGAACAGGGGGGUAAAUAGGCAAGGUUGGAUCGCGCCGGCGUUAGCAGCAGUGCUCCUCCCAGUUUUGGCAGCGCUGUAUCAUGAGACAGAGGUUCCGGCCGGUAGUGAGUCACUCCCCGGCUCGUACAUCACGCAGGUGCAGACUUUGAUCGAAACGAAGAUGGUGAAGAUCAAAGCACAGUUGUUUCUUCUUGCGGCGGAGAUACUCCCCGCGGACAAGCUCAAGCGCCUGCACUCGUACUGCGAGACCCUGAGGGGGUACGAUGAGUGGCAGGAGAUCAAGCUGCAGCGGAGACACUCCCUCGGCCAGCUGGCGAUGAUGUACUAUGCGAUGGCUAAGUCGCGUGAGCCCACCGAACUGGGCUGGUCGAGGUUGGCGGGCUUCCUCUACGAUUUGGAAGGCGCUUCCCGUGAAACCCACAUUCUCGGGCAUACGCAAUCCUUGCUACCCCAUGACAUUCGCCAGCAGUUCGAGGUGAACGCUGAGGUCACGCGUCAGGGCUUUUUCAAGGAAGACGCUGUGUUCAAUGCGGCGAUAGCGGAGUGGGACCUCAAGCUCAGUGAACUCCUUGGAGGAGGCACCCCCAAGAGCGGUGGAGUAACUGCCGAGGGAGGCCUCGUUGGAGCCUUGGAAGGCCUUACUACAUUCCCGAGGAGUUCGGAGGGGGAAGCUCCAUCGGAGCAACGCUCGCCAGCAGACGUGUAUGCCGGUUCGCUGAACAGAAUCUUGGAGGAGCCAGUUUCGGUCUAUGCGCAGAGUGAUACUGUCUUUCGAGCGUGUCUACAGUUGCAAAAGUAUCUGAUCGAGCCCAUCGACAGACCCAUCACGGGGGACAUGCAUCCAGCUGAGUUAAUAGCGAACCAGUGCCUGAGUGCAGGGGAAGCAAAAUGGGCGGAUCUUCUCCGCAUAGCUCAGCUCCUGCCGCAACCGCGGCAAUCAAGAUUCCCGCAGCACACACGAGCCGGAGAGCUCGCUCCAGUGACUUUCACCACAGGAGCCUGCGCGCGGGGGCCUAUCGUUGGCAUCACCCGGCACAUGAAGGAAUAUCCAAGAGUUACACAGGUCUUAGCCAUGAUCAUUCAGGCCAUUGACCCAGAGCACAGAUUCAGCUCUUGCACACUAUCUCUCAACACGGGAGCCUCUGCACAUCGCGACAGUCAUAAUGCUCGUGGAAGCAGCAACCUUCUCGUUCCCUGCUCCAUCUUCGAAGGAGGCGGAAUCUGGCUUCAGAAUGACAGAGGGAGUGUUCGCCUGGAGGCUGAUGGACCUUUGGGCAGCAUCAUGGAUGCACCUGCUUACGCUGGCUCCCAGAAUCACCAUUCACGCACGCAACAUGUCCACUCAGCAGAGAACUACUUCCACAGUAGUAGACUAGGAGGAAUGUCACAGCAGGAUGACUCCUACCGCGCGGAGUACGCGGCCUACUCAGCGCGCCGGGCCGCGGACGGAUUGCCCAAGGUUUCUUAUAGAAACUAUUUGCGGCAAUGGCGCCGCUCGGAGGAAGGGCACGCAGCACGAGGUGAGCCUCCCAUAGAGAAGGGAGGGAAGGGCGGCAAGGGUGGAGUGACUCCCCCACCGCCUCCCCCAAAGAGGCGACAAGAGGUAGCUGAGGGUGGAGAUGCUCCCCCUGCAGUCAAGGCCAAAGGUGGAGAUACUCCCCUUGAGACUGCGAGGGCUCAGUCAGUGCAGCAGCAAGUCCUGGAGAGUCAAGAAAGGAAGGCUUCCAAAGUGCUGGAGGAUCCUGAAUUUCCGGAUUAUGUUCCUUCCUGUGGUGGCACCAUCGCGGACAUCAACCAAGGACGACUGACUGUUGCGGCCACCAAGAAGCUCAUCGAGGGCCUUAGCCCGUGUCAAGAGCCCAACACGGACAUCGCCAAUGCCCUCAUAUCGUCAUUUCUCCGUACAAGGAAAGGCCUGGCGGGGGAGGACCUCUCCUCGAAACUUGGCAGCGCCGUCGCCUUCCCAGUGGUGUACGACAUCCGUGGCAGCCUCAAGGCAGGCGUCAGAGUACUUGAUGGAGCGGGCAGCCUUGAGCUGCCCCUGCAAGCAGCGCGAUCAGCCUUCGAAGCGCUCGGACUUGGGGGUCGUUUGUCAGUGCAUGUGACGUCUGUGGGAUCCUCGGGUGGAGAAACUCCCCUGGGAACAACAAAGAGUGGAGAUACUCCCUCGAGCUCCUCUGAGAUGGUACCACAUGAGCCCUCUCUUCCCUCCAGUGGAACAGCCCGAGGAAGUGGGGCCCUAGCAACUGUCGAGGAGACGCCCCCGGAGAUCCAGGAAUGGCUUGGCGAAGAGGGAUCGCUUGGAUCCUUUCGGGAAUCUGCGAAGAACCCAGAGAGCCCGCUGGCAUUUGAGAUCUCCAAAGGUCUUGCCGCAUGCCUUCGUCAUCACCACAAGCCGCGCAUACACGUCAACGAAGCGGGGUGGGCACGACUGUCCGAGGUGCUCUUUUGGCCUCGUAUUGCUGAGACCUCCGCCUCCGCCGGGGACAUUUUGGAGGUGGUUCGAAGCAAUGGAAAACAGAGAUAUCAACUGGGCCUCCAAGUUGAUGGCCCUUAUUAUAUUCGGGCCGUACAAGGUCAUUCUAGAACAGAGGUUGGCGAAGAGAACUUGUUGGAGCCAGUGUCGGAGGAGCAACUCCCCGACACGCUGUUGCAUGGCACCUCUUGGAAUGCUUAUGAAAGCAUCCAGCAAAGGGGGCUUCUUCCUGGCAGGUCGCAGACUUCAGGCGGCAAAGGAGGCCGUAAGGGAGGCAAGUGGCGCGAGGGACGACAACAUGUGCACUUCUUUAGCGACGCAGGUGGUGUCUCUGGUCAGAGGGAGGGCUCCACCAUGCUGGUGAGAAUCUCAACCCGCAAAGCAUCUGAGCAAGGCGUCAGAUUUCUCAUCAGCCGAAACGGAGUGUAUUUGACGCCAGAUGAGGUGCCGCCGGUAUGCAUCACCAGCUUCCAGUCCCUGCGCACUGGUGAUCUUUAUGACCGGGACGGCGAGCGCAUUCAAAGCUCAGGUUAG